AUGGAGUUCGAAUCUCGAGAUACUACAGAUAGCUUACCAUCUUCUCUCUUGCAAUUAUUAUCAAAUACUUUGAUUCUUUAUCAAACUACUCCUUAUCUCCCAGUUUCUUCUCUUUUAGCUCUCGGAGCUACCUCAAAAUCUUUCAAAGAGCUCAUUCACGAGACCCCUCAUGUUUUCCGUUAUUUGAAGCUCUCGGACGUCGAAUCUGCAAGGUCCGGAGUUGGAUCAAUUGACAAUGGAGGACAGAACUGGAGAAAUGUACAACUAGAUGAGAAUGUAACAGAAGAUGACUUUUAUGGUGGCCCACUGAGGGGCAUCUUCAAUCACCUCCGCCGUCGAAAUUUACUACUUGAUGUGGAAACUUUGAUAUUGGACGGCCUUUCGGUCCCUUCCGACUUGGUAAGCGAAAUCAUCCUGAACGAUUCGUACAAUGUUCGCAUCUUAUCAAUCCGCGAAGUACAAAAUCUUAACGAAGGAAAACUGAGAGGUGCGCUCAAAUAUUCGUGUCGCCCUUCGAGACCCAACAAUACUCCUCGGCUUCAAGGGCUAUAUAUCUUUGGUUGCAAGGAUGCUCCGCAAGUUGUGAAACGUCGAAGGCAUGUGAAUAGGUAUCCUGCCGGUAUCGCGCCUAUAGACACAAUUCCCAAUUACGGAGCGAGGUCUCCAGGAACAAAUCUUGGAAUGCACUGGAAUCGAAGAUCCGAAGAUGCUUUAGGAGAGAGUGUAUUGCGUGGAGGAGGUGAAGUUGGACACCCGGAAUUUGGGAACAGGUUCCCAAAACCCAUCCACAAUGACUGGGCAGAUACUAUGACCUAUUGUGAGGGGAUCAUCAGUUUUGAUGCUGUUCUUUGCAAGGGACCUCGUCACUCUGCAAGCUUACCAUCGGACAGUCCUGGUCCAUGGUAUAACCAUACGCAAAAUCGCAUUGACGGUGCGCGUGUAGCGACUCAUCUUCUAGGUGAUUGCAGCGGCUGUGGGACUGCUAAAAAUGCCUCGAUUUUUGGACAGUCGCCCAUGGUCUUAUUUCCACUCUUGUCGCCUGUCCCUCUUCAUGUGUCUAGUGCCAAGGCAGCAAAAACACCAUUCGAUGGAUCUUCAUCUCGAGAAAAGCUGAUGGUUCGUUGCGUGGAUUGUCUACGAACCCGGUACUGUGAAGCUUGUCGCAAGUGGUGGUGCGAGGAUUGUUUUGAAGGAACUCAAACAAUCAGUAGUACCAGUAGUUCUCCAUUAUUGCCUUCCAUGGUGCCUGAAGUGGAAUCUAGCAAGUUUGGCGUCUCAAAAAGCUGCUUAUUUUGUGGACUCAAUUGUCACGAAUGUAUACAGAAGACUCAGUUGAGAUGCAAGAUCUGCAAUGGAGGAUACUGCACGGUCCAUAAUGAGGGAUCAACUUUAACCACAGCAGUGCGAUUGGUGCUCACGAAGUGGUAG
Botrytis sinoallii is the source of this 1428-nucleotide messenger RNA. RefSeq lists its product as uncharacterized. NCBI's taxonomy places the organism in Eukaryota, Fungi, Ascomycota, Leotiomycetes, Helotiales, Sclerotiniaceae. The record is from RefSeq and is a predicted model, not a curated record. Bases 1 to 1428 code for a protein of 475 amino acids. The transcript is spliced from 6 exons.